Messenger RNA from Chelmon rostratus (copperband butterflyfish), 914 nucleotides. RefSeq names its product calcium and integrin binding family member 3 (gene cib3). Gene Ontology annotation, molecular function: calcium ion binding. Lineage: Eukaryota; Metazoa; Chordata; Actinopteri; Chaetodontiformes; Chaetodontidae. The coding region runs from base 89 to 700 and encodes 203 amino acids. The record is from RefSeq and is a predicted model, not a curated record. The transcript is spliced from 6 exons.
CCGACACCUGAUCUCCCCUUUGGCUCUGGCUUCCUUUUGUCCCAGUAUUUCAUAUCUGACAUAUCCACACACCCUAAAACAGCACUUGAUGCUGGAGCAGCGAUGGACCUGGGGCUUGGCGUUUGCGCGCUCAGACAUGGGGAAUAAACAGACCAUCUUCACAGCGCAGCAGCUAGAUGCCUAUCAGGACUGUACAUAUUUUACAAGGAAAGAAAUUCUCAGACUGUUCUACCGCUAUCGGGAUUUGGCACCGCAGCUCGUUCCUCUUGACUACACCAACCACCCAGAUGUGAAGUUACCAUAUGAGCUGAUUGGCAGCAUGCCAGAGCUGAAGGACAACCCGUUCCGUCAGAGGAUCGCUGAGGUUUUCUCUGAGGACGGAGAGGGCAACAUGACACUGGAUGACUUCUUGGACAUGUUUUCAGUCCUGAGUGAGAUGGCGCCACGUGACCUCAAGGCCUACUAUGCUUUCAAAAUUUAUGAUUUCAACAAUGACGACUUCAUCUGCAAGUCGGACCUGGAGAAGACCCUGAACAAGCUGACUCGUAAUGAGCUGACAGAGGACGAGGUGAGGAUGGUGUGUGAGAAGGUGAUUGAUGAGGCCGACCUGGACAAUGAUGGACGCCUGUCACUGGAGGACUUCCAGCACAUGAUUGUUCGAGCUCCAGAAUUUCUUAGCACCUUCCACAUCAGGAUAUAAAGAAACGAAGCAAUUGUGUGUAUUUCUUCAUUUGAAAAGCACAUGAGGAUGGACUUAUAAUGCUGCAGGAUGUCUAGAACAUCUGUGAAUCCUGACAUCUAAACCAAAAACCACCUGUCAUCUUGUGAAUUAAUAGAUUUUUGCUUUUUGUGUUUUAUUUUGUACAAAACAAAGUAACAUUGUGAAUCUCAUCAUAGAUCAUCAGACUUUGACA